AUGCCUUCUUUCAAGUCAAACUUGGAUGGAGUUCCAUGGUACACCAAGCACCCCUGCGGUGCUAGAAAGAACCCGACUAAAGGUGUUGUUCCCCACAACGGCACGACGACCAUGCUGAAGCCACCGAGCUGCAGAGCUCGACUCGGUCGACUCGGUCUGGAUCUCUACCUAUCCCAUGGAUUCCCAAACGAGAAACCCAUCGCUACUAGGAGCAAGGACGCUAUUAGGGGCUCCUGGCCUUACUACUAG
This is a messenger RNA of Durusdinium trenchii, 249 nucleotides long. The record is from the annotation of a GenBank genome assembly. NCBI's taxonomy places the organism in Eukaryota, Dinophyceae, Suessiales, Symbiodiniaceae.